Molecule: messenger RNA, 3470 nt
Organism: Triticum aestivum (bread wheat)
Lineage: Eukaryota; Viridiplantae; Streptophyta; Magnoliopsida; Poales; Poaceae
Exons: 5
Coding region: 306-821 (171 amino acids)
Source: RefSeq, a predicted model, not a curated record
AAAUACGGUCGAUAGGCGACGACAGCUCCGGAGCGCGUGGAUGCCGCCGUGACGGGAGAAUGCCCGAGCCGUGGCUCGGGACCGUGAUCUUCUCCUGAUCCGUGGCUCAGGAAUUCAGGUUUCCGGUAGGCGGCGGUAGGCCGAAGAGUAAAUGACGGAUGAGGACAAGUGCCGGGCUGUCUCCUACCUCUGGCUACGAUUUGCUGGAUCUCCAUCGACGGUUAUGGCUCUCUGAGCAGCGGAUAUUGGCGGCGGGGCGGGCGCGGAGAUUGCAGAGCAGCGGUUUGUUGGAAUAAUGGAGUUCCAUGUACAGCCUAUUAGGAGAUUUGGCCGAUGCAAGCGACAACGAGUUUCCGAUGGAGCCGCUCUGCUUCCCCGCGGUGGUGAUAGGUGCGGAUGAGCUGCCCCCCAUGGCAGGGGGUAGCACGGACGGCCAGAUCUGUGCAGCGGAGGGGGGAGUUGCGGGCGAAAGGGAUGUUGAACCACAUGCAUCCGACCAAUCGAUUCAUCCAAAGGCUCCAGGCUGGACUAGAAGGGUGAGAAUUGGAGCAGCUGCUCCAGGAAGGACGCCUAACCCUGGACGUUCCAGCGCCCUGUGGAAGGCUAAUCGUGGAUUCGCUGAGAAACCAGGGGAGAUUGUGAUCGUGCCUGCAAUUGGCACAAGCUUUGAUACGCUCGGCGAGGCCUAUGACUUUCACAAUAUCCACUCCUGGGAGAAGGCGUUCGGGAUAAGGCACGGGAAGAGCAGACUGAAUGUGGAGAGGACAAAAUGCAUGGAAGUUUGUGUUUGUGCGGGAAAACCCGGGGUGGAGGACACUUGAUCGUGCCGAUGCGAAUGCCCUACACUGAUAAGAUUGCUCCGUUCAAAGGCCAAUGGUUGGUACAUAGCUGAGCAUCGUGAGCAGCACAACCACUCGUUGUGUCCAACAUAUGGGCAGACAAUACACUGGCAUUUGCACAAGCACAUUGAUGUCUACAGCAGAGAUCUGGUUGAGCAGUUGCGCCAGAACAAUGUGAACCUAGCAAAAGUACACAGCAUUAUUGGAAGUUUUUUUUUGGCUCAAUGGAGAAGCCCCCCCCCUUUACAAAAAGAGCUCUGAAAAAUUUGUGUGGCAAAAUCACCAGGGUGUGGGCUGAAGAUGAUGUGAGGAAACUAUGGAGGUUUUCGCAGAACUCAGUUCAAGAGAUCGCCACUUCACUUAUCGUGUGCAAGCAGACAACGAUGGUCCGAUAACAAAUUUGAUGUGGGCGAAUGUGAGCAGCAGGUUGCAGCACACAUUCUUUGGAGACAUCGUUACUUUCGAUACGACUUACAGAACAAACAUGUACAACAUGCCAUUUGGUCUAUUCGUCAGUGUGAACAAUCAUUUUCAGAGUAUCAUCCUAGCUGGGGUUUUGGUUCGUCAUGAAUAAGAGAAAACAUUUGAGUAGGUUUUCACGGAGUUUGUUAGGAUGAUGGGAGUGAGUGCGCCCAAAACAAUUCUGACAUGUUUGAACCUUUAUAAUACAAAAAAUGUGUGGUUCAUCCAUUUCAGGAUUGAUGUUUUUGAAACAUGGAUUGUAAUAUGAUUUAACUUGUUGUGCAGAUCAAUGCUGCGCAAUGGAGUUUGCCAUAAAAAUGGAAUGCCUCAGACUGGUGCAUCGAUGGUUCAAGUGGCACGUGUUAAAAAAAGGCAAAAGAAUCACUCAAUUCAUUGUACACCAAGAAGAGUGAGUUCAGGGCAGAGUUCCACAAGGUAGUGAAUCACAUGCUUACAAUCGACAAAUUCGAGGAAGCUUGGAAGAUCUUGGUGGAGAAAUACAAUCUAAAGACUCACUCAUACAUGACGCAACUGUAUGAAAUACGGCAUAAGUGGGAGAAGCCAUAUUUCAAAGGUGUUUUCUGUGCAAAGAUGACCAGCACACAGCGCAGUGAACGUACAAACAACAUGCUGAAGAAUAAUGUUCCACCGGGUUGUCCAGUGAAUAUGUUUAUCAAGAAGUACAUGAGACUUCAGUUUGACAGGGAAGCAGAGGAGAACUACGAGGAGAAACAGACACAAAUAGUAAGAUUUAUUUGAUGAUUGACAGUAUAUAUGAACUGCUAGCCCAGUAACUAAUUUGGUUUAUCUGUGUUUCAGAGUAGGCCUCUACAAUGCAAACUUAGCUAUCGAUCGUCAUCCUGGUAAGAUAUACACAUGAGCUAUGUUCGAGCAGUUUGGGCAUAUACUCUAUGAGUGUGGGGCAUACCAAGUUGAAGAGCUUGAGAAGGGGAAACUUUAUCGUGCGAUUCACAUGGAGGCUACAAGGAGAGAAAAGUCCUGCAGUGUCGUACGAGGUAAAUGUACUGGAAGGGGGUGAUGAACUUGAAUGUGAGUGUGAGCCAUUUGCACACAUGGGUCUGCUAUGCAGCUAUGUUUUAAGGUGCUGGAUUUCAUUCAUAUAAUAGAGAUACCACAGAAACACAUCGUCAAGCGGUGGACCAGAGAUGCACGCGACAUACUACCGCCUCACCUUACUUAAUAUCUGAGAGAUAAUGCCCACAAUAACCCAUUCAGCUUCAGGCAUUUCAACAUGUACAUGCAUGCCAUGGAGCUGGCGCGGAUGGGUGACACAAGUGUUGAGGCCUGUGAGAAAUUCAUGUCUCUCAGUAAGAGUUGCUUGAUAUAGAUAUGCAACACUUUGCAGAGGUGAAGGAUGGGCUAGGAGGAUAGCUUAAAAUGGAGAUGUCGUUAAUCAGGCACUAGUGCAGGCGACAAUUCUUGAUGGAAGUGGAGGUGCAUCUAUCGAAGCUUUGAAUGCUGAAGCUACUUCAGUGAACAAGUGGGAACAUGCUGGCUGGAUUGUUGGCUCCAAAGAAGCGAAAAGAGAUGGGUCGCCCAACAACUGCCCAGGAGAAGGCGCCAUACGAGGGUCUAAGCAAAUGGACGAGGUUCUGCACGAUAUGUCGUCAGCAGGGGCAUAAGAGGACAACCUGCCCAGACCUGGCGAUAUCCUGAAGCCUGUUCGCAAACCGGCAAGGUGCAAAAAUUGUGGCGUUGAAGGUCACAGGCGAAACAACUACAAAAGAGUAGGUGAUCUAUGGAUGAGCGCCAUCUUUUUUUUAGAAAAGGAGGAUGACCCCCGGCCUCUGCAUCUGGAUGAUGCAUACGGCCACUUUAUUAAUUAUUCUCACAAGACCUUACAAAGUCAUACAACAGUAAGACUAAAGCCGUCGUCGGAUGAGCGCCAUCUGAUCAGUCGCUUCAAGUUUUUCUAUGUGCUGUUUUCGUGAAGAGUGUAAUUCUGUAGAACAAAAUGUAUCCGGUGGUUACUCCCUUUGUAGCACUCCUAAAUGGUUGCUGAGUGUGCUGGUCUGCUGUUAGUCAUAACAAUGCCUUGAUGGCUUGUUUUACAAUAAACACGAAACUCUGUCACACGAUGCUGUGUUAUUUUAUUUGAAUUUGUUGGCUAUAUGGUCAUGCUUUCUGAAAUUUUCGAACAGUGGUGCU